GCAGGAGGCAGGAGUUCUCGUAAUACAGGUUGAAAACGGGACCAUACGCCUGUCUCACUCAGGUUGCAAUAGAAUACGCUUUCGAAUUCGUCUAAAAAACUCGAGCUGGUUCGGUGUUAUUUGUGGCCGAAAUGUCAACGCCUCUGGAAAAGCCGCAGAUCAUUGCGCACACCCAGAAGAGCCUGAACUACACGUUAUUCGACUGUAAGUGGAUUCCGUGCAGCGCGAAGUUUGUUUGUAUGGGAAACUUCGCCAGAGGAACUGGGGUCCUGCAGGUGUACGAGGUUCAGCACGGAGACGUGCAGCUUGUCAAAGAGAUCGAAAAGCCCAAGGCGUUCAAAUGUGGAACAUUUGGGGCGACAUCUCUCCAGCAGAGGCAUUUGGCAACAGGCGAUUUUGACGGCAACCUUCACGUGUGGAAUCUUGAGGCAUCCGAGGUUCCAGUGUACUCUGUGAAAGGCCACAAGGAAAUAAUCAACAGCAUCGACGGAGUUGGAGGCUUAGGCAUUGGAGACGGCGCACCAGAGAUCGUUACAGGGAGCCGAGAUGGUACAGUUAAAGUGUGGGAUCCGAGGCAAAAAGACAAACCUGUGGCGAACAUGGAGCCAACAGAAGGCGAGACCAAGAGAGACUGUUGGACUGUUGCAUUUGGUCACGCCUUUAACGACCAGGACCGCUGUGUAUGUGCUGGUUAUGACAACGGCGAUAUUAAGCUGUUUGAUCUCCGAAAUAUGUCUCUGCGAUGGGAGAAAAAUAUUAAAAAUGGUGUGUGCAGUGUUGAAUUUGACAGAAAAGAUAUCAAUAUGAAUAAACUAGUGGCGACAUCUUUAGAGGGCAAAUUUCAUGUCUUUGACAUGAGAACUCAGCAUCCGACCAAAGGCUUUGCAUCUGUUUCUGAAAAGGCCCACAAAUCUACUGUAUGGCAAGUGAGGCAUUUGCCCCAAAACCGGGACAUCUUCAUGACAGCAGGCGGAGCUGGGAACCUGCACUUAUGGAAAUAUGAGUAUCCAGAAAAGAGGAGUGAGAAGGAUGGAGAUGGAGUAGACAGAGGAGUGGCUGGGACACUCAAUCUCCUGCAGAAUAUCACUCUGUCCACACAACCCAUCGCCAGCCUGGACUGGAGUCCCGACAAGCAGGGCCUGUGUGUGUGUGCUUCCUUUGAUCAAUCUGUGCGGGUCCUCAUAGUCACCAAGCUGAACAGAGUAUGAGCUCAUGUCCUGUGACGCUGGGCCUUCGCCGCCGCCGCCUUCUUCUUCUUCUUCUUCUUAUUAUUAUUAUUAUUAUUAUUAUUAUUAUGUGUCAAUUAUGUGUCCUCUACAAACCAAAUGUGAGACUGUUUGUAUACAAACAAACAUGACUAACUUCAGUUAGAGUGAAAUGAUAUGAACUGAAGUCUUCUCCCAAUUCGACCUGUGCCAUUACUUUUGAAUAUGAAAUGUUUUUCACAGUAAACCAUCUUUAAAUAAAAGCUUUUAAAUUCA
Messenger RNA from Ictalurus punctatus (channel catfish), 1481 nucleotides. RefSeq names its product dynein axonemal assembly factor 10 (gene dnaaf10). The record is from RefSeq and is a predicted model, not a curated record. Gene Ontology annotation, molecular function: ubiquitin binding. NCBI's taxonomy places the organism in Eukaryota, Metazoa, Chordata, Actinopteri, Siluriformes, Ictaluridae. The transcript is spliced from 8 exons. Bases 132 to 1208 code for a protein of 358 amino acids.